AUGCAAUUCUCAAAAUAUUUACCUAGAAUUAUAAGAUAUAACCUAAGAAGAUGUUGGCGUAAGAAUGAUUGCAGAUAUAAAUCUUUUAGCUCUUCGAGUCCCAUUGUUUUGGGCAUAGAAACUUCGUGUGAUGACACAGGCUGUGCAAUUUUAAAUAGAAGAGGGGAUAUUCUUGGAGAAACUUUAUUUUCCCAAACAGUUGUACAUUUGAGGUACGGAGGUGUCAAUCCAUUAAUAGCUAGAGAUAUGCAUCGUGAAAAUAUUGAAAAAGCAGUAUUUAAAUGUUUAGAAAAUUCUUCUUUAUCCAUGGACAAUAUUGAUGCUAUUGCUGUUACUGUGAAACCUGGUUUAUUAAUUAGUUUGGAAAUUGGUGUAAAGUAUGCCAAAUAUCUUUCAAAAAUUUACAAAAAGCCCUUAAUUCCUAUACAUCAUAUGGAAGCGCAUGCCUUAGCUGCCAGAAUGUUUCAAGACAUACAGCUACCAUUCCUAACAUUGCUAAUUUCUGGUGGUAACUGUCUAUUAGCAUUUGUGAGAGAAAUCGAUGAUUUUCUCUUGCUCGGCGACACUUUGGACAAUUCACCCGGAGAAGUUUUCGACAAAGCUGCUAGGAGGAUGAAAUUGAGAAAUUUACCAGAAUAUUCAGGGAUUGCUGGUGGUAGAGCUAUUGAGAUGGCAGCUAAAAAAGCUGUUGAUCCAUUUCAAUUUGAUUUCCCGUUACCAUUGAAUAGAAACAGAGAUUGCAAUUUCAGCUUCAGCGGUCUUCAGGAUUCUUUUUUGAGACAUUUGUUACAUAAAGAAAAAUAUCAUAAUAUCAUGGGUGAUGAAAUUAUUCCAGAGGUAAAUGAUCUGUGUGCAGCAUUUCAAUUGGCAAUGGCUGAACAUAUAGCACAUAGAACGGAAAGGGCCAUUAAGUAUUGUGAAAUGACUAAUCUGUUCAGAGGGGAUGUUAAAAAUAUUGUUGUGUCCGGAGGAGUUGCCUGUAACGAUUUUAUCUUUAAAAGUAUUGAGUGUAUUGGUAAUAAGUAUGGAUGCAAAGUCUUUAGACCUCCGCCCAAAUUAUGCACUGACAAUGGAGUUAUGAUAGCAUGGAAUGCCUUGGAGAAGUUAAAACAUAAGUCAGAUAGUGUGAAUGAACCUUUAGAAAUUAAUCCCACUGCACCACUCGGUAAAAAUAUAAUUGACAAAGUUAAAGAAUCAGAUAUACAAGUGAGAGUUACGAGAUUAAAAAAGUUUAAUAUUAUGUAA
Molecule: messenger RNA, 1245 nt
Organism: Danaus chrysippus (African queen)
Lineage: Eukaryota; Metazoa; Arthropoda; Insecta; Lepidoptera; Nymphalidae
Source: the annotation of a GenBank genome assembly